Molecule: messenger RNA, 381 nt
Organism: Parasteatoda tepidariorum (common house spider)
Lineage: Eukaryota; Metazoa; Arthropoda; Arachnida; Araneae; Theridiidae
Source: RefSeq, a predicted model, not a curated record
AUGAAUGUGGCUUAUGUAGUAAAAGUUUUGCAACAGGAAGUGAACUGUCUGUGCACAGUCAUGAUCAUACGGGGUGAGAAAUCUUGUUCUUGUAGUGCGGUGCUGUCUGUGCAUAGUGGUGAGAAACCUUAUUCUUGUAGUGUGUGUAAUAAGAGUUUUUCUCAUAAACAGAAAUUAGCUGUACUUGCUCGCCCACAUACUGGUGAAAAACUGAUUCUUGUGACUUGUGUAACAAAAGGUUUUCGUUGUGACAUAAUCUCUCCUAGUACAGUCAUGUUCAUACUGGUGAAAAUCCCUAUUCUUGUCGUGAGUACAUUGCCUGUGCAUAAUCGUGUUCAUACUGACGAGAAACCUUAUUUUUCUAAGACAAAUUUGUCAUAA